This is a messenger RNA of Larimichthys crocea (large yellow croaker), 4227 nucleotides long. Its product is annotated as lysophosphatidic acid receptor 2. Bases 793 to 1905 code for a protein of 370 amino acids. The transcript is spliced from 5 exons. Gene Ontology annotation, molecular function: lysophosphatidic acid receptor activity. Lineage: Eukaryota; Metazoa; Chordata; Actinopteri; Sciaenidae. The record is from RefSeq and is a predicted model, not a curated record. Gene Ontology annotation, cellular component: membrane. Gene Ontology annotation, biological process: G protein-coupled receptor signaling pathway.
UAUAAACCCGCCUGAACCUCCCUGGUCACCGUGUCUGUCACUCCUCAGCUCCAGCAUCAUUGGCUGUUCUGCUUCCUCGUCAGGGGGGGUGCUGGAGGGCGGAUACUAAAAUCUCAGGUUGGCAGCAGCAGCACAGCGAGGAGGUCCAACCCGCUCCUUUGUGAGAGACACACAAGGCAGCAGCUGCGGGAGGAACGGCGCAGGAGCGUGCCGCACCCUUUGUGCUCGUCCUGGGACUCACCUUGUAGAUCACUGCGCACAGGUAACCACCGUUCAAACUACCGGAAGCAAAGGGGAGAAAAAAAAAAGUCCCGACACAGGUGACCGACAGACUUUUUUGGACUAAACAAGGAAAGCUGGAAUGGAGCCUCGGUAGAAACAGAUAAAAAAAAAAAAGAAACCCAAGGAUAAUUUUUGGGAUUUUGGCGCAUAUUUUUCACCAACCUGUGGUCAAAGGUGUUCAAAUUGGCGCAGGUACGAGAACAGGUUUCAUUCGCUUCAGGUUUCUCAACACGAGUGACUCUGAUCUGGAUUUACUUGAUAGACUGGUUCAAAGAAAAGAUUGAAGACCCGCAGAUCAAGAGUGCACAAACCUCCAUACAGUGAAGGAUCCCUCCAGUCCUCACCUGUUCAGCUGAUGGCAUGCAGAUCUCUAACCCACCUGAGAAGGCGAGUCUGAACGGUUCCCUAGACCGUCCCCUCUGCUUCCUGCCAGCAACUCCGCUCUCCUCUCCGUCUUCUUCAUCACCUUCAACUUCUCUUUGAUCCCACAAAUCCACCAGAUAUCUCAACAUGGCAAUGCCGACUGACAACCCAGAACAAUGCUACGACAACGAGUCUGUCAAGUUUUUUUAUGAGAAAAGUGGAAAGAACAUCAGCGACCACUGGCGCAGACGUGACUAUGUGAUUGUCACUCUUGGCAUGACGGUCUGCUUCAUUGUCAUUUUUUCCAACCUUUUGGUCAUAGCUGCCAUUUUCAAGAACCGACGCUUUCACUUUCCCAUCUACUACCUGUUGGGUAACCUGGCCUUGGCAGACCUCUUCUCAGGUAUCUCCUACCUCCACAUGAUGUUUCAUACUGGUCCCUGGACAAUUAAGCUGUCUGUACACCAGUGGUUUGUGCGACAGGGACUGAUUGACACCAGCUUGACAGCUUCAGUCCUCAAUCUCCUGGCUGUGGCCGUGGAGCGCCACCAAACCAUCUUCAACAUGCAGCUGCACAGUAAGAUGAGCACCCGGCGUGUUUUCAUCAUCAUGUUGUUCAUCUGGCUGGUGGCCAUAAUCAUGGGUCUGGUUCCCACCAUGGGCUGGCACUGCCUGUGUGACCUGGAGAACUGCUCCACCAUGGCACCCAUGUACAGCCGCAGCUACCUGGUGUUCUGGGCCAUUCUCAACCUGCUGACCUUCUCCAUCAUGUUGGCCGUCUACACCCGGAUCUUUAUAUACGUGAGGCACAAGAGCAAGCAGAUGUCGCAGCACACCACCCAGAUGAGACAUAAAGAGACGGUUUUCAACCUGAUGAAGACCGUCUCCAUGAUCUUGGGCUGUUUUGUGAUCUGCUGGACGCCCGGCCUGGUGGUGCUGCUUCUCGACGGCCUUCACUGCGACGUGUGUAAGGUGCUGCUCUACGAAAAGUACUUCCUGGUCCUGGCUGAGUGCAACUCCUUCGUCAAUCCCAUCAUCUACUGCUUCAGGGACAAGGACAUGAGGAGGACCUUCAUGGAGCUCUUGUGCCUGUGUCGGCGGGGAGGAAAGAGCAAGAACGCCUCUGGAGUUCACUUUAGCACCCUGGAGCACGAGAACUAUAAAAGUCGUAAAGCCGAGCCGAUGGAAAGGAGCAACGGGACGCCUCUCAUCCAUGAAGUCUCAGAAGACAUGCCGGUCUCCUCAGAAAAGUGGAAUUAACUCUUUCAACACAUUCAAGACAUGCAGAUACACACUUGACACUGAAAUCCACUGAUCUGCGCAUGCUCACAAACAAGCCCUAAGUAAAAAACUUUUCCUCUGCUGCCAACAGCGAUGGUAAUUCUGCUUUUUGUAAUUUAAAGCUAACUCAGUCAUGGGGCAAAGAAGAGUUGAUUAACUUUGAAUAUCUGAUGGCCAACAUGAUGGUGGAUGUAUCUUCUUAUUCAGUGUUUCUCAAACUCUUACUACCAAAUAUUAGUUUAUCCAAGUACCACCAUUAUGACAGAUGUGAAAAUACAGUAGCGUAUUCAGGGUUCACACAGGAGGCAGGUUUAUUCGUGAUCUUUCUUAUUUAUUGUUGACUGUUGUUGAAUCCUGAACCAAGAACUAAUUUUAUAGAUUCCUCCUGAUAUUUCCUGUUUGGAUCCGUGAUUGCAGUGUUGAAUCAUCAUUAUUUUACCUCCAUUUAUUGUCUUAGUGCUACAUUUAUUUUGUAACUAAUCACAGAUGUAUGUGUAGCUACGUGCAUGAAAGUGGCUAUUUCGCAGACUGGAAGCCGAAGUGAGAGGCUCAUUUGCGCUCCAUCAUCAACCUUCAGCAGACAGAGGGAGGCAAAGCCUCCAUCACUGGGCAAUUUAAACAAUAUAAGGACUGGCACUAGAGAGCUAAUUUCCUGUUGGGACAUAAGUGAGCAGCAGCAGUAAACAACCACUGACCAACUGGAACAUGGUGAAAACGUGUUGCAAAACAGAACUUUUGAGCGAGUGCCACAGAGUUGUAUAAUGUCUUUAAUAUUAUAUUCAUGAUGGACUAAUGUGUAUGCGAUACAACAGCCCUGUGAUAAAUGAUCACUUUAUGAAGGUUAUAUUAUGUUGAAACUGUUUUAGAGUUGAUAUAUAAUCGACUGCAUCCAUCCUAUUGAACUGGGUUAAAAUCAUUUGUAUAAUUUUUAUAUAUAUUUUUUCUUCCUUAAGCUCAUAGCAGAAACCAGUACUACUCUGUACUGGACUUUAUAAAGGGUUAUAAGUUAUGACUAACGGAUUUGUUUGUUAAUUUAUUAUCGCUUUAUUGACCAAUUUUAUUAUUAAGAGCAGCAUUUGAAAAAUGUGUGACAGGCUCUGUUUGGAUGUUUUUGUUUUUUUUUAACCAAUCUGACUACACAUUAGUUAUUCUAUUAAUGUCUCAUUACUGAUCUAAAAGCAUAAUUAAAAGAUCAGUGUGUGGGAUUUAGUGGGAUUGUGCAUUGCUGGUGUUCCCAUUCCAAGUUUAAGUGACGAUGGCCAUGAAACGUGCAAAAGACCAACUAGACUUAGAAUAUCUAGAGCCAUUGUUUGGGUUGUCCAUUGUGGCCUACUGUAGAAACAGUUCAACAUGGUGGACACCCUGGAAGAUGCCAUGCAGCAUCUGUAGAUAAAAAACGGCUCAUUUAAAGGUAACAUAAAAAAAGUUCUUAUUCUAAAAAUAAAGUUCUUAUUUUCAGGUGACUAUACACAAGUAAAAUCAUAGUUUCAGACAGUAUACAUAUAAUAUCUCUGCCGUAUUCUGUAAAUAAAGCUUCUAAAUUGUUCAAAUGAUUAAACAUUAAUAAAGCCUCAAGUUAGAAUUUAUAAUUCUGUUUAAAGUAUUCUUAUAUCUCUUAUUUGCAGUUUUUAGCCCAAUAUUUAUGUGUGACACGCACGUUAGAUAAUUUUUUACUCUUCACAAAGUGGAAGUGACAAAUCUGAUGUGCAUGUUAUGUUACACUGUUAUUUUUUUCUUUUCUUUUUUUCCCCAUAAAUAUCAAAGCAGUUCUUCACAGUAUGCUAUAAACUGUUCCUCAAGCUUUUAUUUUUUAUUUUGUCUGUGUGUCACUGUAUGCUGCUAAAACUGUCGUGUUUGCAUCAUUUAAAUUGUCUCUGUGCUGGAAUGACGCAUACUAUUCAUUCGUAAAUUGCUUGUGAUAUAAAACUUUAUUUAUGAACACAUUGAAAUUGUAGAUUAGUGCACUUAAUUAGCCAGCAGAGGCAGCUCAAAAAAAGAAAACAUAAAGGGAAAUCAAAAUUUUCUUCGUUAUGAUAAUAUCCAGAAAUGUUUAAAUUUCUAAAUUUAUCUUUUUUGUCAAGCAUGACUUGAGCUGACAGGAGAGUGUGAGAUUAGUGACGUGAUAUGAAGCUUUAAGGUAAAUAUAUUGCAGCUGAUUUAUGUUGAUAUUGAGCAAAACUGAUGUCAAGAUGUUUAUAGGAAAGAGCCGUUAUGACUGUAAUGCUGUGUUUUGGUAUCUUGUUUGCAGCCAUGAUCUGCCCUUGGAAAGCGACAGUGACAUCAUUAAAAACUUUGAAUACA